Molecule: messenger RNA, 2112 nt
Organism: Coffea arabica (coffee)
Lineage: Eukaryota; Viridiplantae; Streptophyta; Magnoliopsida; Gentianales; Rubiaceae
Source: RefSeq, a predicted model, not a curated record
AUGUCAAUCCUGAAUUAUUCCAUCUGUCCAAUUACUUUAGUUUUUGCAUGCUUGGUCAUCCUUGACUUGCUCUCCUGUUCUGGAGUCAAUGCUGCUUCUGAUCAAAUGCAUGCAGCAUCAAGGACUGCAAGUGAAGGGAAAGCUCUUUUAACAUGGAAAGCUAGUCUUGACAAUUAUAGCCAAUCUAAGUUGUCAUCCUGGUCAUCUUCUGCAAAUCCUUGCAGCGCCUGGGAUGGAGUUCGAUGCAACAAAGCUGGACGAGUAUCGGUGAUUAACAUCACUAGUUCUGGCAUCAGAGGUACACUUGAUCAUCUCAAUUUCUCGUCUCUACCCCAUCUAACUACAAUUGAGCUUUCUCAAAAUGCACUCCGUGGGACCAUUCCAUCCAACAUUGAACACCUUUCCAGACUAACCUAUCUUGGCUUCUGGUCAAAUCAAUUGUCUGGUGCCAUUCCUAUUGAAAUCAGCCAACUAACCAAUCUUAGGUUCUUGUACCUUUCAAAUAACUCAUUCAAUGGAUCAAUCCCUACUUCAAUUGGCAAUCUGACAGGCCUAACCAUGCUAAACCUAGGAACCAACAAACUUUCAGGAUCCAUUCCAGAAGAGAUUGGGAAGCUCAAAUCUCUGACGAAACUCUCUUUAGCUGACAAUAUGCUCACAGGUCGGAUUCCUCUGUCUGUUGGAAACUUAAGUGGCUUGACUCUGCUGUAUCUUUUCCAAAAUUAUCUUUCUGGACCUAUUCCCAAAGUAAUUGGAAACUUGACAAAGCUAAAUGAAUUAAGUCUAUUUGGGAACCAGCUAUCAGGUCCCAUUCCAGAAGAGAUUGGGGAGCUCAAAUCUCUUACUGGACUCUCUUUAGCUAACAACACGCUCACAGGUCCAAUUCCUCUGUCUAUUGGAAACUUAAGUGAUCUGACUCUGCUGUAUCUUUACCAAAAUUAUCUUUCAGGUCCCAUCCCAGAAGAGAUUGGGGAGCUCAAAUCUCUUACUGGACUCUCUUUAGCUAACAACACGCUCACAGGUCCAAUUCCUCUGUCUAUUGGAAACUUAAGUGAUCUGACUCUGCUGUAUCUUUACCAAAAUUAUCUUUCAGGUCCCAUCCCAGAAGAGAUUGGGAAACUGAAAUCUCUGACAAAACUCACUUUAGCUAACAAUACGCUAACAGGUCGGAUUCCUCUGUCUAUUGGAAACUUAAGUGACUUGUCUCUGCUGUAUCUUUACCAAAAUUAUCUUUCAGGUCCCAUCCCAGAAGAGAUUGGGAAAUUGAAAUCUCUGACAGAACUCUUUUUAUAUAACAAUAUGCUAACAGGUCGGAUUCCUCUGUCUAUUGGAAACUUAAGUGACUUGACUCUGCUGAGUCUUCAACAAAAUUAUCUUUCAGGUCCCAUCCCAGAAGAGAUUGGGAAACUGAAAUCUCUGACAAAACUCACUUUAGCUAACAAUACUUUAACAGGUCGGAUCCCUCUGUCUAUUGGAAACUUAAGUGGCUUGACUCUGCUGUAUCUUUUCCAAAAUUAUCUUUCCGAACAGAUUCCUUCUGCCAUAGGAAAUUUAACCAAUCUCAUUGGCUUGGAUCUUUCUCAAAACAACUUAUAUGGGGCUAUCCCUCCCGAAUUGGGAACAUUGAAGCUACUAGCUUAUAUUGAUAUUUUCAAAAACCAGCUAAGCGGUGCUCUGCCCGAUGGAUUCAACAAUCUUACACAUUUAAAUAGGGUAGGGCUGUCUCAAAAUCAUUUUACUGGUCAUUUACCCCAAAAUAUUUGCAUUGGUAGCUCAUUGACGUGGUUCGUAGUAUCUGAAAAUAACUUUGUCGGUGCUAUACCAAGGAGCUUGAAAAACUGUUCUACUUUAAGAAGAAUUAUUGCCGCUGACAACCAACUAUCAGGAAAUAUUUCUGAAGAAUUUAGCGUCUCUCCAUAUGUCGAGCAUAUUAAUUUAAACAAUAACAAAUUUUUUGGUCAGUUGCCUUGGAAUUGGAGCGGCUAUCUGACUUUGACAGAGUUGAGGAUCUCGAACAAUAAUCUUUCAGGCAGAAUACCAGCUGGGCUUGGAGAGGUAUCUCGUCUGCAAAAACUUCAUCUCUUCAAAUCACUUGCAUGGGGAGAUCCCUAG